Molecule: messenger RNA, 2808 nt
Organism: Nymphaea colorata (pocket water lily)
Lineage: Eukaryota; Viridiplantae; Streptophyta; Magnoliopsida; Nymphaeales; Nymphaeaceae
Exons: 4
Coding region: 159-2504 (781 amino acids)
Molecular function (GO): protein dimerization activity
Source: RefSeq, a predicted model, not a curated record
AUAGUGCCGUGAGGGAGGACGAUCGUUCAUUUUGACCGUGAAGAACUUGAUUUUCAUCGUCAAAUCGAAGAUUAAGUGGUCGAUUUGUGCGUGGGUGCUUGAUUUUCGUGGGAAGGAAAGGGGUUUUCUUCAUUUCAGACAUUUCUUCUUCGUAAGAUAUGGAUCCUACAUGGCAAUGGUGCGAAAGGGUGAAGGAGAAUAACCGUUUGAAACUCAAAUGUGGCUUCUGUGGGAAUACACUUUCAGGAGGGAUUAUUAGAAUGAAACACCAUUUGGCAGGGACCUCCAAAGAUGCGUCUCCUUGUGUUGGAGGACCAAACAAACCUCUGCCUCCAUUUGUGCGUCAACAAUGUUUAGAUAUGCUUCAUGCUUUACGUCAAAAGAGAAUACAAAAAGAAAUUGAAGAUGCAGAUGUAGGCUAUAAUGUGCCUUUGGAAGAUGAAGAAGAAGAGGAUGAAGCUUAUGAAUGUGAUGAUGAAGACGAUAGCAGUCUAAGAACAGAUUUGGAGACCUCAAGAGGUAGAGAUCGUAGAGGAAAAGGGAUUAUGUAUGAAGGAGGUCGAUCUGGCAUAACGGGAAGGAAGAGGAGAGGCACAACAGAUGUUAGGGCCAGGCGUGGUAUGCGACCACCUAGUGGUAGAGUUCCUACUGGUAGGUCUAGUGUUGGCUCUAUUAAUAGUUUUUUCCCUUCAUAUACCAGCCCAGGUGGUCAGCCGCAGAUUCGUGCUGCUAUGACAUCUAAAGAUAUGCUAUAUCAUGCACAAAAGCAGGUAGGGAAAUGGUUUUAUGAUGCCUGUAUUCCAUUCAAUGCAGCUAAUUCUUUUCAAUUCCAAGCCAUGGCAGAUGCAAUUGCUUCUAUAGGCCCCGGAUUCAAAAUGCCAUCAUAUCAUCAGUUGAGAGGCAAAAUUCUUCAGGAUACAGUCAAAGAAGUGUCUGAGCAUUGCGAUGAGUUGAAAUUAUGUUGGAAGGAAACAGGUUGCUCCAUUAUGUCAGAUGGUUGGACUGAUACAAGGUCAAGAACACUUGUAAAUUUUCUUGUGUAUUGCCCUAAAGGUACAAUGUUCUUGAAAUCUCUUGACUUGUCUGAUGUUCCUAAGACUGCUGAGAUUUUAUUCAAUGUUUUUGAUAAUGUUGUACAAGAAGUUGGACCUGCAAACAUUGUACAGUUUAUUACAGAUAAUGCUGCAAAUUAUAGAGCUGCAGGAGAUUUGUUAUUUCAAAAGUAUAGAACAUUUUAUUGGAGUCCAUGUGCCACUCAUUGUGUUAAUCUAAUGCUUCAAGAUCUUAAUGAGAUGCAUGAUAUGAAAUCAGCCAUUGACCAAUGUCAAGAGGUAACAAAAUUUAUCUAUAAUCAUGCAUAUGUAUUGAGUUUGAUGAGAAAAUUUACAAAAGGAGUUGAAUUAAUACGACCUGCACAAACUAGAUUUGCCACAAAUGUAUUGACUGUGCAGAGUGUGGUGAAACAAAGAACUCCUUUGAGACAGAUGUUUGCUAGUGAAGAAUGGGCUGCAUAUCCACAUGCUCAUAAAAGAAAUGCUUCUUUAGUUGUGGAUAUUAUAUUCAAUAACGUAUUUUGGGAAUCAUGUGUGAAGCUAUUGAAGGUUUGUGUUCCAUUAGUUAAGGUUCUCAGGUUGGCUGACAGCGAGGACAGACCUUCUAUAGGGUACUUAUAUGAGGCUAUGGACAAAGCAAAAGAGGCAAUUCGAGACAACUUAAAGGAAAAGAAAAAGUUAUAUAUGCCCAUAUGGAAGAUUAUAGAUAAAAGGUGGACUGGACAGCUUCAUCAACCUCUUCAUGCAGCAGCUUAUUAUCUAAAUCCUGCAAUUAGAUUUUCUCCUACAUUUAAGAAGGACAGAGAAGUCAUGCAUGGUUUGUUAGAUUGUAUUAAUGUGUUAGUGGAAGAUUCUACAGAACAAGAUGCUGUGCACAAUGAGUUGGAUCUAUAUGAUAGUUGUUUUCGGAACAUGGGACUACCUGCCGCCGUUCGAGCCAGGACAACGAUGCGUCCAGAUUUGUGGUGGAAUAGGUAUGGGUUUGAUUGUCCAAACCUAGCACGUUUUGCAGUCAAAGUCCUCAGCCAGACAUGCAGUGCUAGUGGAUGCGAAAGGAACUGGAGUGUGUUCCAACAUAUCCAUAGCAAAAAAAGGAAUAGGCUCGAACAUAAAAGGUUGAAUGACCUUGUCUUUGUUCGAUAUAAUAUGAGGUUGAAACAAAGAGAAUUAGAAAAAUCAUUAGCAAGGAAGCACACAUCUCAGUUCGAUCCUAUCAGCUUGGAAAAUUUUGACGAUCUAGAGCCAUGGAUUGAAGAAGAACCAGCUACAAUAUUUGAUGAUGAAGAUCUUGAAUGCUUCAACCUUGAAGUUGAAGCAACAGAAGGCUUUGUUGAUGAAGGAGAGUCUGCUACUGCUGGUGCUGGUGCUGAAUAUGUUGGUGAAGAUCUUCCAAUUCUUGACGAUGAAGAAGAAGAAGAAGAUGAAGAUGAAGAUGAUGAAGAUUAUGAAUGAUGAAUCAUGAAUGAGAGUCAAGUCAAGAGUGCUUUCAUUUUAUAUGUAUCAAAAACUUAAGAGUUAUGAAUCUAUGGUUGUUGAACACUUGAUUGAAUGUUUUAUCAUUUAUGACUUUAUCACUUUAUGGCUUAUGGCCUUAUGCUUUGUUGAAUGAUAUUGUAUUAUUGUUAUGAAUUUUGAUGUUUAUGAAUGAUGAACGCGUAAGUUUAUAGCAAUAAUAAGUCUAUCAUUAUCUCAAACAUGUUUUCUAUGAACAAUUUAUUAUUUUUAAUUUUUUCUGAUUUUUUUUAUGAAUUUUCCG